Vespa velutina is the source of this 3373-nucleotide messenger RNA. RefSeq names its product zinc/cadmium resistance protein (gene ZnT77C). The transcript has 11 exons. Gene Ontology annotation, biological process: intracellular zinc ion homeostasis; zinc ion transmembrane transport; detoxification of zinc ion. The record is from RefSeq and is a predicted model, not a curated record. Bases 1409 to 2929 code for a protein of 506 amino acids. Gene Ontology annotation, cellular component: membrane. Gene Ontology annotation, molecular function: zinc ion transmembrane transporter activity. NCBI's taxonomy places the organism in Eukaryota, Metazoa, Arthropoda, Insecta, Hymenoptera, Vespidae.
AUACGUGUACAAUAAGUAGCAGACGUUCGGAAUCCGUCAAAGCAGAAACAUUACCUUUUUAUCGUGUCAUGAAAAAAUUUCUUAUUGCUCUAAUAGAAAGCUCGGUUCUUCAACUUUGAUUAUUAUGUUCUUCCUCUUCCAUCGAUAAGAAAAAAAGAAGAUACACUAAGCUGUGCCUUGAGAGAGAAAGUCGUUGGAAAAAAGAACGACGUACACGUUGUACACGCGAGUUUUCAGUUAUUUUUUCUCAUGAGUGCUGAGUAUUGUGAAUAGAAAGAAUAGCGACGUUUUCAAAGCACACAGAGAAAGAGAGAGAGAGAGAGAGAGAGAGAGAGAGAGAGAGAGAGAGAGGGAGGAGAGAGAGAACGAUGGCAAUGAUCGGAAGGAGCGGACGAUUUGUAGUUCAAAGGCUAUUACCGUGACCGGAUGUUCGCAACUAACUCUCUCGUUGUUGGAUCCACCUCUGACUUUGCUCGUGAAGCUAACACGCUCAAUUUAGAUUGACUAUGAACGACUGUCAGUAAAAGGAACGUCACAGUGCUCUCAUGUAUACCUACGAGAAGAAUUUUCAUCAGAGAUCAGCUUAUAAAAAUUCUUCAAACUGGACCAAUAUGGAUCUUCAGAAGAACAUUUUUAUUUGUCAUCGUACGUCGCAAGAAAAUAAGAGAAAACAAAUAAUUCGACCGAUUUGAAUGGAUUUAUGAGCAUACGCAUAUAUGUACAUACAUGUAUACUUUACGCCUACGAUAAACGUCGUAUUUCUUCGGAAACUUUGAAUGAGAACGAACAAUGAAUCAUUCUACGAAAACUUUGUUGAUAGAUCAGAUAGAAAGAGUUGUGAUUAUUAACGAAGUCAUUCCUUGACCGGUUUUUGACUCAGAUGGUUGUUUCUUUAUCUACUCGCAAAGAAAAGAAAAAGACAAAGAGACAAAAAGAAGGAGUUAUUGAGUGAGGAGACAAACAAGGAGGACAAACGUCCUUUAAAGGAGGAAAUACACAGAAGAAUAACACAGAUUCCUUACGAUUGUCAUUCGCUUUCUUCGAAGUCUAGUACAGCGGACUCUUCUCCUCUUCGUUAUUCGCUUUUCUUUUCUUUAUAAAGUGGGAUCUAUGAAGACGAACGCUUGUAUGUGUGAGAAAGAGAAAGAGAGAGAGAGAGAGAGAAAAAAAAAGAUAGAAAGAGAGGGAGAGAGAAAGAGAGAGAAAGAGAGAGGGAUAGACGAGGAGAGAGCCAGCUGCUUCGAUAAUAAAAAGCGUUGAGCCGAUUAAAGGGUAACGUCAGUCGAUGUUGUUCCUUCCUCCCUCUUGUAUUGAUCAUUGAUGUGAAAUUCGCAUAAGUUCAUUCGUUUUCGUGCACGGGAUUUAUUUAUUUCUCUUUGAAGAAUUUUAAAAAUAGUCGACAUAGGUCAUGCCAGUGAAAGAGUGGUUCAGAAAGCUACAGCCUGUACAGCUGUACUUGGUGGUAUUCUUCACUGUGGCAUUCUUUAUCAUUGAGAUGGUAGCCAGUCAUGUUACACACUCGUUAACUUUACUUCUCAACGCCUAUCAUAUGCUUUGUAACAUCAUUGCAACCCUCGGCUGUCUCGUUUCGAUCAAGUAUGCUCCUCGUGAAAGUUACAGAAGUGUUUACAAUAGUACGAGCAGUUCUCUUGGGGAUUCAGUGAUUUGUUUGGACGGCCAGGAACAUGGUUCGAAUACUUCUUUAUCGACGAAGACAAAGCAAUCACGAUCGGACAGGAGAAUGAAGAAUAGUUUUGGAUGGGCUAGGAUCGAUAUCCUAACAAUGCUGAUUUGUUGCAUUCUCUUAGCUUCCUUCUGUUUCUCUCUCGUAGUCGAGGCGUUACAAACGUUGGUCCAUAUAGAUCAUCUCGAUGAGAUGCAUCAUCCGAUGGCUGUACUCUGCAUCGGGGUAGCCGGUAUUUUUCUCAACAUUUUUUGUUACAUUCUCAUUGGUGGAUUUACAUUUAAUCAGGGAAUAUUGUUGCAUGUCACCAAUAAUGGGGACGUCAUAUUUAGAAGGGAUAUAAAAUCACAACCAGAAACGGAAGGGGAACAACGAUUAGCAGCACAAACUAGAAGUUCUUUAGUUGUCCCAAGGAGUCAAGGAUUUCGAAGGAUAUGCCGUGACGUUCUCGGUUGCAUUUUUGUCAUGCUUGUAUCGAUAUUAGUGUACUUCACUGAUUCAGACGUAGCCAAAUAUUUAGAUCCCGUUUUUGCCAUUAUUUCAUCAAUAUCACUUUUAGUUCUGAGCUAUCCGUACAUGAAGGAAUCUGGUUUGAUACUACUACAAACCAUUCCAAAUCAUAUUAACAUCGAUUCCCUGAAAAAAGAACUACUCGAAGCUUUUCCAGGCAUUGUCAAUGUUCAUGACUUUCAUGUCUGGCAAUUAACAUCGCAAAAGAUUAUAUUAACAGUGCACAUAAUAUUUUUAGAUCCGAUGGUUUAUGCCAGUAUCAUUGAUCAAAUAACAGCGUUUUUUAUCGAAAUGGGUAUAACGCAAGUCACUAUACAGCCAGAAUUUCAUAAGAUGAAGCCGACAACGGAUAAAACUGAUUGUUUGAUUCGUUGUCACGGUGAACUGUGUAGUUUGUCGCAGUGUUGUACGAGAGAAAAGCUUGGACAAAAAUCACCUUCCGAAGAGUCAUUGAAACACGUACACGUGAUCAAUAAGAAGUUUGAGAAAAAGGAGAUCAUACCUGCUUCACCGAUGAUAGAUUUAAAAAAAUUUGUGAUACACGACGACGAGAGCCCAAAAUUGGCAUCUCCUACGACGAGUGGACUAAACAAUAGUGAGCCAUGCCAAUCAAAUGAUGAACAAGUACAAAACAAAAAAGAUAAUGUUGACGACAAAAGUUCCUAUUCGGUAAGCGUGGUCGUUAAUGAUCAAAAACUUGUUGCUAACGACUUGAGUCACGAUACCGUACCGUAAGUUUAUCCUUUUCUCGAUCGAGAAUUGUUACGUGGCUUGCAUUAUUUUUUCCUUUUUUUUUGGAAGAAUCUUCCAACGAUAAGACUGUAUUUUAGUAUUAAGUAUUUUUAAUUGUGCAUAGAUAAAAAAAUCCUAUCGAUUUUCUAUCGAUUCAAACGUAAAAAUAGAAAAAGAAGAAACAAAAUAGAUGGAGACAGAACGAAAAUUAAUUUACGUCGGAUUUUUAUAGUUUAUAUUGUUAUAGUUUAUAGUUAGUAUUAGAGAUAGGAAUAUUUUAUAAAUAUAGUACAAACGAUUAAUUUUUCACUUACAAUCUUAACGUACGAAUUUAUGUUAAUUGUUUUUUUUUUAUUUUUGACUAAUUCAAGUGAGGAAAUUCGACUAAAAGACUUAUUGUAGCUUGACAAAUUGUAAAUUGAAAUAAAUGUUUGUUAAAAAGUCAAA